AGUUACAACAUGUUUUCCUGAGUCAAUUUGGGAUGGGAACCUAUUUUGAAACAAGAAGAUAGAGAAUAAAUAACUACUAAUUCAGAGCUCGUUUAAAUGUUAUGGGUCUAAAAUCAUUCAAUUUUUAUCUUAACCAUUUUGAUAAACAUAAGAGUCAGUCAGUGAGUACAAACUAUGUAUGAAUGUUUAUAGCAGCUUUAUUAUAAUUGCCAAAAACUUAGAAGCAACCAAGAUGUCCUUCAAUAGGUGAAUGGAUAAGCAAACUGUUGUACACCCAUACAAUGGAGUACUAUUCAGUGUCUUUUAAAAAUGAGCAAUGUAGCCAUGAAAAGACACAGCGGAACCUUGAAAGCAUGUUGCAAACCUGUAAAGGCUGUGAAAUGUAUGAUUCCAACUACAUAAAGGUUAUACAACUAUAGAAACCAUAAAAAGAGCAGUAGUUACCAGGAAUUGGAGGGAGAGGGGAUGAAUAGGUGGAGCACAGGAUUUUUAGGGCAGUGAAACUAUUCUGUAUGAUACACUAAUAGUGGAUACAUGUGACCCUAUGUAUGUCAAAACUCACAGAAUGAAUAACACCAAGAGUGAAUCCUAAUGUGAACUAUAGACAUUAGUUAUUAAUAGUGUAACAAUAUUGUUUCAUCAAUUGUAACACAUAUACCACAUUAAUACAAAAUGUAAAUAAUAGAGGAAGCUAUGUGUUGAGGGAGAGAGGAAGUAUGUAGGAACUCUUUGUACUUCCUAAUCAAUUUUUUGUAAACCUAAAACUACUCUAAAAACUUAGUCUAUUAACUACAUGAGAGCAAAUAUUUCCAAAUUACCUAUCUGAAAGGGCUUAAUAUCCAGAAUAUACAAAGGACUUCUGCAACUAGCCCCUUUUCCCCAAAAUGUGAUUCAAAAAUGGGCAAAGGGCUUGAACAGACAUUUCUCCAAAGAAGAUAUACAAAUGUCAGUAAAUACAUGAAAAAGAUGCUCAACAUCACCAACCAUUAUAGAAAUGCAAAUCAAAACCAUGAGAUACCACUUCAUCCCCAUUAGGAUGGUUGUUAUAAUGGAAAAUAACAAGUGUUGGUGAGGAUGUGAAGAAACUGAAAAACUUGUGCAUUGCUGAUGGGAAUGUAAAAUGGUGCCACCAUGGUGAAAAAUCUUUUGAUGGUUUCUCAAAAUUUUAAAGACAGACUAACCAUAUGAUCCAGCAAUUCUACUCCCAGAUUGAAGAUCUCAAACAGACAAAUCAUGGCUUGGAAGACUAUGUUAGGAAACUCUUGGAUAGUAAGGAGGUGGUAAGCAGUCAAGUAGACGAUUUAACCAGCCACAAUGAGCAUCUUUGUAAAGAAUUGAUUAAAAUUGACCAACUUGCAGAGCAACUACAAAAAGAGAAAAAUUUUGUGGUGGAUACCGCCAACAAGGAACUUGAAGAAGCCAAGAUUGAACUCAUUUGCCAGCAAAAUAAUAUUAUAGUAUUGGAAGAUACAAUAAAAAGACUUAAAUCUAUAAUUUUAGAGACUGAAAAAGCACAAAAUAAAUCUCCUUCUAGACUUGAUUCCUUUGUCAAGACUUUGGAAGCCGACAGAGAUUACUAUAAGAGUGAAGCUCAAAAUUUAAGAAAGAUGAUGAGAAGUAGGUCUAAAAGUCCAAGACGCCUGUCACCAACUGCCCGGGGUGCAAACUGUGAUGUAGAACUUUUGAAGACAACAACAAGAGAUCGUGAAGAACUUAAAUGCAUGCUGGAAAAAUAUGAGCGCCAUUUGGCAGAAAUUCAGGGUAAUGUCAAGGUUCUUACAUCUGAGAGAGACAAGACCUUCCUUCUUUAUGAACAGGCACAGGAAGAAAUUGCCCGACUUCGACGAGAAAUGAUGAAAAGCUGUAAAAAUCCUAAAUCAACAACAGCACAUGCUAUUCUUCGGCGAGUGGAGACUGAAAGAGAUGUAGCCUUCACUGAUUUACGAAGAAUGACCACAGAACGAGAUAGUCUAAGGGAAAGGCUAAAGAUUGCUCAAGAGACAGCAUUUAAUGAGAAGGCUCACCUGGAACAAAGGAUAGAGGAGCUGGAGUGUACAGUUCAUAAUCUUGAUGAUGAACGUAUGGAGCAAAUGUCAAAUAUGACUUUGAUGAAGGAAACCAUAAGCACUGUGGAAAAAGAAAUGAAAUCACUAGCCAGAAAGGCAAUGGAUACUGAAAGUGAACUUGGCAGACAAAAAGCAGAGAAUAACUCUUUGAGACUUUUAUAUGAAAAUACAGAAAAGGAUCUUUCUGAUACUCAACGACACCUUGCUAAGAAAAAAUAUGAGCUACAGCUUACCCAGGAGAAAAUUAUGUGCUUGGAUGAAAAAAUUGAUAAUUUUACAAGGCAAAAUAUUGCACAGCGAGAAGAAAUCAGCAUUCUUGGUGCAACCCUCAAUGAUCUGGCUAAAGAAAAGGAAUGCCUGCAAGCAUGUCUGGAUAAAAAAUCUGAGAAUAUUGCAUCCCUUGGAGAGAGUUUGGCAAUGAAAGAAAAGACCAUUUCAGGCAUGAAGAAUAUCAUUGCUGAGAUGGAACAGGCAUCAAGACAGUCUACUGAGGCCCUAAUUAUGUGUGAACAAGACAUUUCCAGAAUGCGUCGGCAAUUGGAUGAGACAAAUGAUGAACUGGCCCAGAUCGCCAGGGAAAGAGAUAUCUUGGCUCAUGACAAUGACAAUCUCCAAGAACAGUUUGCUAAAGCUAAACAAGAAAACCAGGCACUGUCCAAAAAAUUGAAUGACACUCAUAAUGAACUUAAUGACAUAAAACAGAAGGUUCAAGAUACUAAUUUAGAGGUUAACAAGCUGAAGAAUAUAUUAAAGUCUGAAGAAUCUGAGAACCGGCAAAUGAUGGAACAACUUCGAAAAGCCAAUGAAGAUGCUGAAAACUGGGAAAGUAAAGCCCGUCAAUCAGAGGCAGAUAACAAUACCCUAAAAUUGGAACUUAUCACUGCUGAGGCAGAGGGUAACAGAUUAAAAGAAAAAGUAGAUUCCCUCAACAGAGAGGUUGAGCAACACUUAAAUGCAGAAAGGUCUUACAAGUCCCAGAUUUCUACCUUACAUAAGUCUGUUGUAAAAAUGGAAGAGGAGCUUCAGAAGGUUCAGUUUGAAAAAGUGUCCGCUCUUGCAGAUUUGUCUUCUACUAGGGAACUCUGCAUUAAACUUGACUCAAGCAAAGAACUUCUUAAUCGACAGCUGGUUGCUAAAGAUCAAGAAAUAGAAAUGAUGGAGAAUGAGUUAGAUUCUGCUCGUUCUGAAAUUGAACUCCUGAGGAGUCAGAUGACAAAUGAGAGAAUCUCCAUGCAGAAUCUAGAAGCUUUGCUGGUGGCCAAUCGAGACAAAGAAUAUCAGUCUCAGAUAGCACUUCAAGAAAAGGAAUCUGAAAUUCAGCUUCUUAAGGAACACCUUUGUUUGGCAGAAAAUAAAAUGGCCAUCCAGAGUAGAGAUGUGGCCCAGUUCAGAAAUGUUGUCACACAAUUGGAAGCUGAUUUAGACAUUACCAAAAGACAACUAGGAACAGAGCGCUUUGAAAGGGAGAGGGCCGUGCAAGAACUUCGCCGCCAAAAUUACUCAAGUAAUGCUUAUCAUAUGAGUUCUACAAUGAAGCCAAAUACAAAAUGCCAUUCACCAGAACGUGCUCACCAUCGAUCUCCUGACCGAGGCCUAGAUCGAUCAUUAGAAGAGAAUCUUUGCUACAGAGAUUUCUGACAGGUGAAAUGAUUCUUCACAUCUCUGAGAAAGGUCAAAGUUACAAACUGAUUUUUUUUGCUACAUGAUUGCAUUUAUCUUUUAAAUGCUUGGCGAUGUUAAAUGCAUUUAUUAACAUUGUGUGUCUGAAUCUCUGUUCUGAUGUGCCAUGUUGCAGUGAUCUGAGAUAACUUAUAAAAACAAAAAUGCAUAUGGCUCUUUCUAUCCAUGCAGUAAUAGUGAGUGUAAAAUUUGCUUACUUCACUAUUGAACACUGUUAUGUUCACUAUCCGGAGUAAAUAAAGAAGCUUAUUAAAACAGGGCAAAGUGUUUUUACAAAACUGAUUUCCUUUCCUUUCUUGGUAUCUCAAAUAAUUGGUUGGUUAAUAUUUUUCUUUGUGAUUUGUGCUUUCAUGGCUAGAAAAUUUGUGCCAAAAUGGGUACAAUUUAUUGAUACUGGCCUGGGACCUGAUAUUCCAUUUGGAACCAACCUUACAUAAGUUCCAUGCCAUAAUCUGAUGUUGAAGCAGCAGAAAGUAGGAGUGCUGCCAGGGUUUUAAAAUCUGUAGCAUUGUACCACUCAAAGACUAAGUAACAUACAUUUUCUACAACUGUGUUUACUACUACUGUUUUUAGAAAGGUAGGUGAUGAUAUACCUGUCAAGAAUGUAAGAUUUUUUUUUAAUCUGUAUUUUUAAUAAGUUUUCCUUAAAGUACUGCAAUCAACUUAAUUGCCAUUUUAUUUUAUUGUCUGUGGCAGCUGUCUGUAAUCUGGAGUAACAAGACAAGUGAUGUUUCUUUCCUCCCCCAAUUUCCUAAAUCUUUUACCUUACCUAUCCAUAGGCUUUGAUGUAAUGUUCAUAUUAAAGCCUGAAUACUACUGUAUUUUACUGAUAUAAGCUAUUUGUAUUCUUGCCAUUUUAAUAAAAAAAGGCUUGUCAUGAAUAGUA
Cebus imitator (Panamanian white-faced capuchin) is the source of this 4632-nucleotide messenger RNA. It is a transcript of the gene TSGA10, whose product is annotated as testis specific 10. The coding region runs from base 1185 to 3704 and encodes 839 amino acids. Lineage: Eukaryota; Metazoa; Chordata; Mammalia; Primates; Cebidae. The transcript is spliced from 19 exons. The record is from RefSeq and is a predicted model, not a curated record.